AUGAAUCAUAUUACAUUCCCACGCCGUCUCAUUUUCUCACGGCAAGUGCUGUUUACGGCUUGCAUGUGUAUGCUGUUUUGGGCGACAUUCGCGGCAGCACAGGACCCCCCUGAAGACGAAAAUGAUAUUGACGACACUCGCGACACUCUGCAGGAAGUUGAGCAACCGUUCAUUUCAGCCUCCAUUGCGUUCGUGGCUGCAUGCGGAUCUAUUUUCGUCGUGGCAGUCGUUCUUGGUCUGAUACUCAAAUUCACGAAUCCCCCUCGGCUUGAGGCCUUCCAUCCUUCUCAUGGCGCCCUUCUUGGGCAACGUGCAAGGAGGCAUGGCCAGCAAGUGCGAUCAUCACAGGCAGAUAUGUCCAAGUCUACGGUAAAUUUGCUGCACCAGAUGCCGCCUGCCGCCGUCUCUUCUCAGAACCUGAGCGCGAGCGAUCCUUUCGAGGGGGGCGAGCCUGUGAACCAGGUAGCGACUACGUCGCGAUAUAUGCAGCCUGGAGUGCCUCAGGCAGGCGCAACGAUGGACCUUCAACCAGCUGCGGUAAGCGAUUCAACUGGGCAAUCUCGGAGGAAACAUAGGCCGCGCGCCCUACCACAGCCUCCUAUUACGACGACGCAUCCUGGCAACAGCUUUCAAGCAGGAGGCGCUUAUUAUCAAAACGCCUAUGCAGGCUCUUCGAAUGUGGGCAUGGGCUACACCACGGACUAUGAUUUACCGUAUGGCUACGGCAAGCAUUGGGACACCCAGGCUGGCUACUCAAACGCCCUGCCCUAUACUACUCAUUAUCAAUCGAGUGGUCCACCGAAUGAAGUGUCUCCAUUCGAUGCAUAUACGGUUUCGCCUGCUGUAACGCAGCCAUUUGGAUCAUCAUAUCGUACUCCCAAUGGGUAUGCACCGCUUCCAGAUGUUUCGAAUAACUAUGCUUCGAUGCCCGAGUAUUAUUACAAUGCUGGAAUCGCACCCAAUUCAACUUCUCUCAGGCACAAGAAUAGUGGGGCUAGCGUGCAUCGUGUUGACAGUGUCAGCGCGGGUGACCACCGUCGCCACAGCCAACGCGGUAAGAAUGGUACAAAGUCCCGCGCGAGCUCUCAUGCUGCGCCGUCAAAGCGGUAUAGCAAUACCGCCUACCAACCUCCCUCGACUGCUGCACAAUACGCAUCAAAUUACCAGACCUCGUAUCCUUACACGGACGGGUCGUACGCAGAUGGCUAUGCCUCGCAUGCAAUGCCGGCCUAUGAUUACGGCGAUAACGCCACCUAUCACCAGAACUACGCAUCAUAUCCGCUGCGUGAAGAAUACAAAUACUCUACCCCUUACACUGCAUGGGACUCGUACAAAUCCCCGUAUUAA
Malassezia restricta is the source of this 1347-nucleotide messenger RNA. RefSeq lists its product as uncharacterized. The record is from RefSeq and is a predicted model, not a curated record. Lineage: Eukaryota; Fungi; Basidiomycota; Malasseziomycetes; Malasseziales; Malasseziaceae. Bases 1 to 1347 code for a protein of 448 amino acids. The transcript has a single exon.